CCUCUUCUCCAUGUAGUUAAAGACGACAUCUUGGAACCGGGCAUUACUUGGGGCGUUUGCGUUAACUCCGUUUUGGAAUUCCCGAGACACGAACCGUAGCUUUUUCCUCCUCCUUUCUAGUGUUAUGUAACAAACUGGAGAGAGUGGGGAUAUGCCAUUAGGUUUACUGCGUUUGCACAGAGGAAUCCUCCCUGUCGCUUCGUGCUGGAAAAAUUGGGAACAUUUAUGUGCAAUGAACUAUUUGCUGCCUUUUUCUGUUUUGCUAAUGGGACUGUUGCCAACGAGAACUAUGGCUUGGACCUCAACUGGAAAGACGCAUGCUGAACUGAUCAACAAUCUGUAUAAAAAUGGUGUGAUUAAAUCUCAAAGUGUUUAUGCUGCGAUGCUGGCUACCGAUAGAGCCCACUAUACCAAUUAUUAUCCAUAUAUGGAUUCUCCUCAGUCAAUUGGAUACAAGGCUACCAUCAGUGCACCUCACAUGCAUGCUCACGCGCUUGAGUUACUGAAGGACCAGCUAGUGGAAGGAGCGAAGGCAUUAGAUGUAGGAUCAGGAAGUGGCUAUCUCACUGCUUGUUUUGCUAGGAUGGUGGGGUCCACAGGCAAGGCAAUAGGUAUUGAGCACAUAGAAGAAUUGGUUCAUGAAUCCCUUAGGAAUGUCAGAAAAGAUGAUCCAACCUUGCUUAGUUCUGGACGAGUGAAACUUUUAGUUGGGGAUGGUAGGAAUGGAUAUCCUGAAGAAGCCCCAUAUGAUGCCAUCCAUGUUGGAGCAGCUGCACCCACUGUGCCAAUGGAGUUGCUGAAUGAACUGAAACCUGGAGGAAGACUGAUUUUGCCAGUAGGGCCAGAAAAUGGAAAUCAGGUUAUGAUGCAAUUUGACAAAACUAUGGAUGGCGAGAUUGUGGAAAAGCAGCUGAUGGGUGUGAUAUAUGUUCCUCUGACAGACAAAGAAAAACAGUGGCCUCGGACAAGCAACAAUACUGUGGAAAACAGAAAAGAAGUAAGAAAUAAUGGAAAAAGAAAUAUUGCUGAAUUUGGUUUAUAUAAUACCAUCCUCUGUACUCUUCUAUAUCUUUCUUUUCUCACAAACUAUUUUUGGUUCUAAUAAUAGAAGUUUCUGCCCCACCCCAUCCCAUUUAACAGCCUUCUGAUCUGAAGUCAGAGAAAUCCAUCUUUACUAAUAAAAUACAAUGUUUUCUUAAAGGCAAUAAAAGGCUGACAGGCUGACAGGAAUCAAUCAACAUUUAAAAGGCAUGGCAGUUUUAACACCUGUGUCCAUACUCUUAUACCUCUGCCUAGCCAGGAAGAUAAAAGACUCUUAGAAUUUACAUCCCAAUCUACCUUCAAAGGCAGGACAUAACACCUUAUAAAAGAGAGAGAAACAACCUGACAUAUCUUCACAAACAUGUUCAAGGAAUAUUUUGCAAUCCAAAAUAUUUCAAUUUCAAAGCCCUAGACUGGUAUAAAAAUCCAUGUACUCAUCAGGUUAUUUUGCCAGUCAUUCCAGAAACACCAAAUAAAUGGAGACCUCCUUUCCAAUAUGCAGCCUGCCUCAGACUUAUUUUCCUCUGCUGGGGUUUCCCACCUCCCCUCCAACCCCCCCACUUGGAUUGAGACACAUGAACCAGAUUUUUCUUCCAACACUACUAUGCCCAUACAACACUACACACAUUGCCUUUUGUUGUUCACAAUGCUUAUCUCUCCCACUUUGUCUUCCUCUCAACCCAUUCAUUCUUUCUUUAUAUUGUUUUCCAACAGAAUCCUCAUUCAUUUUCUGUAUAAGGCUAACCACCUCAAUAAACUUUUUAUGUCACUCAUUUUUGAAUUCAAUCCAUUUUCAUUUAAUCAUUCUUAACCUGCAUCCCUCCUCAUUUUACUACAUAUACUUUCCUAUUCAGUUCAUUCAAUUUACUGUUACAACAUACCCAACUCUCAUUUCUAUAUAACAAAGUGGACAGAUAUAUGCUCCUGUGCACAGCUAUUUUAUUUCAAUAAACAUUCAUUUCUUCAAACAAA
Molecule: messenger RNA, 2013 nt
Organism: Crotalus tigris (Tiger rattlesnake)
Lineage: Eukaryota; Metazoa; Chordata; Lepidosauria; Squamata; Viperidae
Product: protein-L-isoaspartate(D-aspartate) O-methyltransferase-like
Exons: 9
Coding region: 152-1102 (316 amino acids)
Biological process (GO): protein modification process
Cellular component (GO): cytoplasm
Molecular function (GO): protein-L-isoaspartate (D-aspartate) O-methyltransferase activity
Source: RefSeq, a predicted model, not a curated record